Folsomia candida is the source of this 906-nucleotide messenger RNA. RefSeq lists its product as uncharacterized. The record is from RefSeq and is a predicted model, not a curated record. The coding region runs from base 32 to 802 and encodes 256 amino acids. The transcript is spliced from 5 exons. Lineage: Eukaryota; Metazoa; Arthropoda; Collembola; Entomobryomorpha; Isotomidae.
GAUAUAUUUUUUCUUCACCAAUUUUGUAAAAAUGAACUGGGCUUUGUCAAUUUUUGUAUUUUAUUUUGGAUUUUUAUCUGGAUCGGAAUCAUGUCUUUUGAAACGUUCAGAAUUUAGGGAGUGUCGUUUCCUUCGCUCUCGUUUAGUGGAUCCUAACCUCACUUGCAAUUUGGACAUGGUUGUUAGUAACAACGUCCCAAAUCUAAGCCUUGGGACAGGUUCGGUCAGUAUGGCGUCUGGUGGUGUAUGGGGACAGUCACUCUUUGAAACCCUUGGCAAUGGCAAUUCAUCAACUAUAAAAUUCAGUGGAAGAAGUGGCGGAGAAAGACCUUCCAGUUUUCCCUACGUUAUGCCGAAACCAUACUGUUGUCCGAAUGAUGGUGGCAACGAGACGACCGGUACUUUGAUCUUGACCAUUUACGAACCGACAACCCUACCCAUGUGGAAGUCGCCAGAAAAGGCUUCGAUUUUACUCAAAUGGAACGCAGCGUGUCAAAGUGAUUGCAAUGAUUGGAUUGAAUUACGACUAGCACCAUCAGUAAAGUCCUUCUCAGGGGAACUGUUCAAUGAAGACCCAACUGACACUGUCUUAAAUGCAAACCAGCGUGUCAGAGAUGGACAAAACAAAGCGACAGAUGUGGAUUUCGUCACGAAACACGGCGCCGUUGCAAGGGUAGCAAACUCGGACUUUGUCGUAUCGGCCAGGCUGGAGGGGGAUGAACGAGUUGGAAAUCGUGUUAUGAAGGUCACCAUUUAUCCCAACAGUAUGCCGGAUGUGGUAAUUAUUGAUGCUGGUGUUUGAUUUGGGAAAAUUAACCGAGCAUAUAAAUUAGGAUGUAAGUAGGAAAAAGUUAUAUGUGCUUAGAAAUAAAAAUUAUAGUCGUCCAGCUUUAUUUAUCACAUUGU